GCUGCCGUAUGCGGAAGUGCACAUCCCACGGCACAGCAGGAUCUGUCACUCACCAGUGGUGUGACGUUUUGCUGGUCUGAGAUGACAGAUGCAUCAGGGCGUAGUUUUGAGGCGGAGCCUCUGAAGGGAGGAGAGAUAGAUGGGGUCGUGUCUAAGGAGAAAGGCUGCGCAGGUAAGCUGGGCUUAACGCACCUGUUGGGAUGGCGCACGGCCGCUUUUCUUUUCUCUCUUUUCCUGUGUCUGGCCGUCGUCUUCGCUUUCUCGUUCAUCCUCCCGUGCCCCGUACGGCCACAGUACCUGUCCAACUGGAACACUACAAUACCGGCUGCAGUCACGUAUGAUUUCUUGGCUUUUGAGGAUGCCAAUGAAGACAAAGUCCUGGAUGUCUUCUUCAUGUAUAAAGGUUUUGAAGCCAGCCGCAACACAUGCAUGAGUGCAGAUUUAUCCCCCCCAUGUCUGGUGUUGACGGCUGUGGAUGGGACUAAAGGGCAGACACUAUGGGAACUGCCUUUAGUUCCUGAAUUUGAUUGGGUGGAGUGUGGAGUAAAGGGCAUUGGCCAGAAGGGACCGGGAUGUCUCGUGGCUCAUGCAGACAAUCUCACAGCGGUUGAUAAAAAAAAUGGUUUGAUCAUGUGGCAGCAGCCACGGGAUACUGUGAUGAAUGCAAAUCUUCCUCUGAUCAGUGUUCGGGAUCUCAACGCUGAUGGAGCCGAAGACUUUGCUGUCCUCUCAUAUGAUCCUGAAGCAACUAUACUCACUCCUGUACCGACUGAGCUGGUGUUUUUCUCGGGUAAAUCAGGUGAUCCGAUUGGCUCGAGGGUGGAUGUCGAUGUGAAUGGUGUAUUUGCUCACCUGCAGUUUCACACGUCCACUGGAGCUCCAUACCUGCUCUUACUCACAGAUUCUGGGCUUUAUGCCGUCAGCAUGCAGCGUUUGGUUGUACGGGUUACAGCCGGUUCGAAAUCAGUGCUGAAGAAAGACGACAACUGGGAGAAGAAAGCCGACAGGAACACUGGAUUCAUUCCUCUUUACCACUCUGAUUCUCUGAAGCGUGUGAUGGUCGUUCGUGGGGGUUCUGCUCCAUCGCUUCUCAUCCAGACGGGAUCCAGCGUGUCACUGCUACACACAGAAAAACUGGAGAUCUUGUGGAGCACCAACACUAGCAAUCUGCUCAGCGUGCCAACAUUUGGACAUUUCAACAAAGAUGAAAUUCUGGACAUAAUGGUAGAAGAUGAUCUCGGCAAUGAAACCAAAAGAGUGAUGGUUCUUGAUGGUAAGACUGGUGAGGUCCUGUGGCAGAUCAGUCUGUUGUCCUGGACACCGAGUCCUCGACCAGCGUCUGUGUUAACGCUUAACAGCAUCUCUGUGUUUAUGCUCUGGGGACAAAGUGACAACAACCAGACCAUGUAUUCAUCUUUUCUGCUUCAUCCGCGCUUUCCCCAAAUUCUGCUUGAAAGAAGAAAUCCUGUCCAGAACAUUAUCUCCUUUAAAGCGACGCUGUUGGAGCGAGGUCGCCACGCCUCUUACUUCAUCCUGACUGGACCGGAUGGACGGCAGCACACAGAACCAACUGGGAUGGAGCCUGUGAUUCUUACCAAACGGAAGAUAAAGGACGAUGUACCAAAGAGUGAAGCUCUGAGUGUGAUAGCUGAUGAACAUAUCUCAGACACGGAGGACUCGGUGAAGGAGGCAUUUUACCGGCUCCGCUUCAGUGAUGAUCUCUAUUGAAACAUAAAGACAAAUGUUUUCUUUAUAUUUAAACACUAACACCCCCUAUGUAGAACGUGCACUUUUAAAUCCAAAUGCCAAAACGGAGAUUAAGUUUUGACAGUUUCAUUUAGAGUGUCUGGAUAAGUUGAUUUGAUAAAACCAUUUAGGGUUUUAGUCUUAGUUAAAUUAUGCUGUUUUAUGUUACGACAAUCAUAUACUGCUGUCAAGUAUUUCAGGCUUCUAGAUAAAUUCAGUUGUUAUCAGGUGGUAAUAUAUAUUCACAAUGAGCAGGGAUUAGGGAACAUCACAUAUGAGUUUCACAAAACUAUGUCUGACUCACCCCAAAACUCUUUCUUUAAACUUUCUUUGAUUAUAGGGUAAAGUGACACAUUGUUCAUGACGGUUUUCGUAAGCUUUAUGUUUUUGAAGUGUUGUUUAUUUGUUAGUGUGUCAGUAAUUUUAUUCUUGAACCUUUGUCGGUUUGUAGUGUAGUGAAGCCCUUAAAGGGAUAGUUCACCCAAAAAUGAAAAAUCUGUCAUCAUUUACUUUGAUUUACCCUCAGAUUGUUCCAAACCUGUAUUUGGAAGAAAGUGAGUAACCAAACAGAUCUCAUCCCCAAUUGACUCCCAUAGCAUUUAUUUGCACUGCUAGAUUUUCCCUUACUGACACUAUUCCAAAUAAUUUCCUUUGCGUACAGCAGAACAAAGAAAAUUAUACAGUUUUGUAACAACCUGGUGGUGCUUAAAUGGCAGAGUUUUCAUUUUCGGGUUAACAUUCCCUUUUAAAGUGAGUGGUUAACUUGAAUAGAGCAGAACAAAAUGUCCAUUAUCUGCUUGCCUUUCACAUACACACAAACCCGAUCACAGAACAAGGCCUGGUUUAGUCGUGUGCUUCUGAAAGUUUGAGACUGGGUGUUAGUUUGUAAGUGUCUUUCUGUACUGCUGCAAUUGUUUAUUUUAGUUCCUUCAAAAAUCUUGGACAUGUUCUGUACUGUUAUCACAUUGCUGUACAUUUAGUGCCUUCAAUCAGAGGACCUGAAAAUCACUGAAGAUGCUGUUACCAGUAAUAAUGUGCUACAGUAUAUCUCUUUAUUUAUCCGUCUGCUGUUUUAUAUACUAAAUAAAUGCUGUGAGGUUAGUUUUAAAAUGGGGAGCUGAUGUUGUUGAAGCAAUGAUCAGAACGUUGCAGUUUAUAUAGCAUCAUUAGAGCUCGUCUCAUGGUGUCUGAGCAGCGGUGUUGUGGAAUUUAAGAUCUGUUACGUCCACAGAAGAGUUUUUGAGGAUUACUAUAAGCUAUCAGCUACACCAAAACCACAUGCCUUUGACUAGAAAAAAAGCCAAAAUUAAAAAAUAACACUGUGGUCUAUGUGCAAAUGUAGACAUUUAUGUUGAAAAUAAAUAAUGUUACUUUCUGCAUUGUAUAUAUGAAUGGAGUGAGACAAUUUUUUUAUAUUAAUUGACUUAGUAUUUUAUUUUAAAUAAAUAAAUAAUGUUUUGUUUGAAUGUUUUGAAAUAAAUGCAACGUGUUCAGUA
Molecule: messenger RNA, 3242 nt
Organism: Triplophysa dalaica
Lineage: Eukaryota; Metazoa; Chordata; Actinopteri; Cypriniformes; Nemacheilidae
Gene: fam234a
Product: family with sequence similarity 234 member A
Exons: 12
Coding region: 82-1728 (548 amino acids)
Source: RefSeq, a predicted model, not a curated record